AUGGCACCAGUCACGGCCUCGACCGUCGCUUUGGCCCUCCUUCUGGCGACUCUCACUGCUGCCCACGACCAUGUGCAUCAUGCCAGAGACCACAAAGGACCCGCAAAACGCCAGCUCCCAGACUACCCCACCGGUCCGCAAUAUGAUGUUCCUACCAACAUCGCAGACAUCCACGCGCUUCCCCCAUCCUACAGCGAAAACGUUAUUCCGGGUGCAUUGCAAACAUUUGCACCCGGAACGGCAUCUCCCAUUGACGGCGCGCCUACUCUCCCAUCUCUGGCAACGUUUGAUCCCAAAGUUUAUCCUCCCCUCGACACGAUUCCGCCCACCGACACGGACCAGGUCAAGGAAUGGGUGGACGCCAUUGACUGGUCCACGAUCCCGCAAAUUCCGCCAACUAAUUCCAAGGCGUGCGACGAUCCAAAGAACCAACAAGCACUUGCUGAAGCUGGGCCGAACGGGCGUUGCUGGUGGUCGUGCGGCCAAUGUCUCCGUGACGUUGAUAUCACGACCGAGGAUCAGAUUACCUGCCCCAGGUGUGGCAAAACCAUCUCCAAGUACAAGAACGCUGGUCUCAGCAUUCACCUGGAGUUUUGUGACAAACUGCACCAAACCCGAGUCAGACUCGCGCAGCUCGCCAGCGGUCUACGUGACCAUCCACCCACCCAACCGAUUUACCAACAAUUAGGCAACCUCGUCAACAGCCUUCCAUGGGACUUCGGAAGCGCGCAGAAUGCCUCGACGGUCGACGAUUGGCGAACAUUUCUUGGAUUCAACGAAAUGCAGAUGAAAAAGAUCUUUGUUCAGUUCAAGGUAGUCAUCUUGGAUGCACUCCUCGACGAACAACAGGAAGCGUUCGACGAGAUACCGGACACUAGAAUGUUCAACACAUUUGCACAGGAAAGUGGAUUCACCUUUCCAUGGCUCCCUAUUUACAAAGACCAUGGCUUCAUUAUCGACGGACUCAGACACGUCCACACCAAGACCACUAAACAGCUGAAUCGCUACGGGGACAAACAGGAACGUCGCCUGACUGAGGAGCUUAUUGCGGCGACCAAUGACAUCACUUUCUUGCGCAUAUUCAACGAUCUGGACGCAGCCGGAAUCACCGGAUAUCCCAAGUCGUUCGAACUUGAACACGUUUCGGUUGCCAAGGGCUCUCCACUGGCCCAAGUCACGAAGAAAAAAGGCAAGAGAUUCGGCAAAGCAGACUAUGAACGUAUCCGCCAGGUGUUUGAAACCGCCGCCGUCCAUCCCGCUCUCCAUUCGGAGAGGCUAGACAUCGAACAGCGCGGCCACCUGUGGCGCCACCGUUACUCGCAAGCAGAUACAAGGCCGUCAAAAGGUUCCCUGCCAGAUAGAGCUCAGUUGGAUGAAUCUUCGGUUACAGUCUUGACUACUGAAGCGGGCUCCAUCUACCGCACCUUUUUGCAUUCAAAACUGUGCUUGGCAGAACAAGACCCAGAAGAACUCCUCACAUACGCCCUCGAGAUUGUCAAAUGCGCACCUUUCCUCUUGAUGUAUGAAAAUCUCUGGUUCCUUGAACGACUUACUGUCGAACGCGUGGCAUCAAAUGCGCAAAGCAAUGAUCACAGGCGCAAGACUAAGGCCAACGGAUACAUCAUUGAAGAAUCAACGCGAACCAAGCUUCAGCGUCUGAGUGACAAUGUUAUCAAUUAUUUUGAUGAUAAAAUACAGGGCGAGCAACCUACCGCUGCGUCGAGUUCAGCCAAUCUCAACUCUGGCGAUAGAAUCCCAUUGGUAUCGGAAGACACACAGGUCUAG
This is a messenger RNA of Serendipita indica DSM 11827, 1785 nucleotides long. The record is from the annotation of a GenBank genome assembly. NCBI's taxonomy places the organism in Eukaryota, Fungi, Basidiomycota, Agaricomycetes, Sebacinales, Serendipitaceae.